Molecule: messenger RNA, 3538 nt
Organism: Phialemonium atrogriseum
Lineage: Eukaryota; Fungi; Ascomycota; Sordariomycetes; Cephalothecales; Cephalothecaceae
Exons: 2
Coding region: 374-3322 (982 amino acids)
Cellular component (GO): microtubule organizing center
Source: RefSeq, a predicted model, not a curated record
GUAGAUCAGCGAUCCCCCCGGCAGGAAACAGAAAACCGGGUUGCAGGACCAAGCCACACCACCAAUAUUCGCUCUGUUAAGGACCAUCGCCCCUGACACGGGCAUCGAACCAGGCCAGCCGUGCUUCCGUUCUAUCGAUACCCCUUGAUACCCCCCACCCCAACAGCAAUCCACCUGACAAAGGAUUACGCUACAACUUACAAGCAUCAUCCUGUCUGCCCAGCGCACUUCGCCUUUUGUCCCUUCGUCAUUCAGCUCGCCAUUCGCCCACAACUUGACCGACCAGGCCAAGUCUCACACGGCAUUCCCACUUCCCACCUUACAUGGUGGAGACAAAAACGAAUAUACCCCUGGACUGUGCUUGCCACCCACCAUGGAAGGUAUAGCUGCCCAAGGUCAGAUGGGGGAGCGCUCUCGGCCUGCUCUCCCUCGCACCGGCUCCAGAUCCAGCAACAGCUCGACACAAACGCGCAUGACACCCCUCAGUACCAACAGCUCGCGGUCUCACCUCCCUCCGUCUCCCCAACUCAGCACCGCCAAUCCAGCACACCGGCUUCGCCACCGUGCCUUGAGCCGGGGCUCGCUCGAACCCCCCAGGUCUCAGUUAUCGCGCGAAGGUUCCGACGACCUCAGACAGAACCUCCCGCCAGUGUCGAGCUUCUUACAGGAGCGCCUACAGAGAGAAAGAAGGGUGGAGAGCGAAAGAUCGUCGAGCAGGAUGAGCAAUGACCCCAUGAGCGCGUCGCUGGAUCUCAGAGCCACCCAGAGCUCUCCAGCUCGUAGCGGAACCUCGGAUGGCCGCCGCCCGCGGUCUAGCGGCGGCGCUGAAUCCACAAAGAAGAAGGGACUGGGGCUCAAGGAGAUGGAGCAGACAUUAUCGACGCUGCACAAACAAAACUUCGACCUCAAACUCGAGUUGUUCCACCGCCGCGAGCGGCAAACAGUAUUGGAUGAGCGGGUAGAGAAGCUGGAGUCGGAAAAGGGCGAGGUUGAGAGGAUGAAUGACAGGUUGAUCGAGGAGUUGGAGAAGCGAGACAAGGCAGUGGAAGAGGCAGUGGCCAUGAUCGUGGUCCUCGAAGCCAGAGUCGAGCAAUUGCUGCGAGAGCGGGAGAUGGUCCGACAGUUUGACGCCGAUGGAUACUUCAAUUCGCGGGCCGACCAGUCGACCCCGGGGCCCGAUAUGUCGACGCCUAGGAUGAUGCCGUUAGAGCCGCUGAAGGAUGACCCCAGGGCCCUGGCUAGGAUGCCGAGUUUCUUGUCUGAACAUAGCGAGAACACCGAGAACCUCCGGAACGUCUAUCUCGGCGUCCGCGGGAGUGUUAUGAGCCUCCCUAAGAUGUCUGAAGACGGUCUGGAUGGUGGACGUGGCGAGCUUGAUGGGAUUGGAAGCCCGAGCUUGAGUGUCCUCAGUGAGAGCUCGUUCCUCAGCAUUUACGGUCAGAAGGAGAGCAGUCCUUCUUCAACGCCUGACGUCAGUUCUGCAACGUUGCGUGUGUCUCGCGACGACGGCGCAUCGGCACACCGACAGUCAAGCUCCAAGUCGAGGAUCGCCACUCCAUCGAAGGCACCACGCCAGCCCGCCUUGCGAGGAGCUAGCAGUGGGUCGGCCAAGUUCCAGAAUAUCAAUGACAUCCUGGACGUAGGGGGUUCGCCACUGCAGCGCCUGGAGAAGCUGGAGAAGACCCUCACAGCCAUGGAAGAUGCUUCACGGUCCUCGAGCCAGGACAGAAGGCGUGACGCCCACUCAUCCCCGAGUGGCCGGCCCAAGCCGCCAACCCAGCAGAGAACGAAGCAGGAAAAGCGGGAUGCUUUAGAGAGGGUCCUAACCAACGCACCUCUAGCCCGCGAAUUGGCGCAUCAUAACGCUCUGCCGCCAACCCCUGACACAAUUUCCACCUCGACUUUACGACGCUAUAAGAACUCGAGCGACACCCUGCCCAGGGACCCGGACCUGUCGAAUGAGCGUAGCUAUCUCGCGCUCUCCGAGACUACUGCAUCCCAGCUGUCUGCCACCGAUGAGAAGAGCGGCUUGGGUGGCUACGAAGGAAAUACCGCGUCGCAGCAGGCAUCCACCGCGGCCCCUGACAGCCGCAAGGAAGCAGCCGGCAGCCGCAGUUAUUACGACAACCACCGCCCGUCGGAACACAUACCACGGCCGCGAUCUGCCGACGAGACUACGGUAUCCCAUGGACGCGGUCGUCGCCGGAGUGAUUGGGACACAGAUGACUCGGGCGAUGAUCUCGACGAUGCCGACUCAAUGGCCUCGAGCUUCGACUAUUGGAUGCGUGAGAGUAUGAAACCGAAUCGUGUAAAGGUCCCCAACCCCCUCAGCUCUGCGUCGCAGGCCGGCAGCCGUCAACAUGGCCGCGUGUCGCCCGACCUUUUCUCCUUCCCAUCGACCAUCACUAGUGGUUGGGCGACCGAUGCCAUGUUCGGUUCGCUUGGCGGACAAGGCUACAUCGGGGCUGGUGGAAGCAGCGUCCCGACCCAGGGUGUCUGGUCGCAGACACUCGAUGCGCUGGGCAAUUCAUUACCAACGCCCCUUUUCGACUCCGGGCUUGCAACGCCCGUACUGGGUGGCACCGGGAUCCCCCCGCCUCCCCCUAACAGACGAUCCAGCCUGCACGCGCGUACCGGGUCUUCAUCGGCAACUAACCCCGCUGUCGGCUCUCCAGCCCAGCCCAGCCCGGCAACCGGGAGGCUCCGGAAGAGCCCCGAGAGGAGACCGCGGUCAAGGAGCAACAGUGUCGACGUCCGGCCAUCCUCGCGGGGCCUCGCGCAGAUGGGAUUCGCCCAACCCCGCGCCCCGACGGCCCCGCCUCAAAACCCCAUGCCGGGACCCGACGCGCCCUACAACCAGCAGAAGCAGCGCCACUACCCGCCAACGGCCAGCCAGCAGCCGCGCAGCCGCGGGCUAAACAGCCUCUUCCGGCGCUCGACCGGAACGGCGGACCCGGCGGCCCCCUCGAGCGCGCCGCCAACUCAGACCUCGUUCAAGAGCAGCCAGCCGGCCGCCCCCGGUCCGCCGAUCGUCGGGGUGCCCUCCUGGGGCAGACGCGCCGACCUCGCCGACGACGACAGGGCCAGCGCGACGCCGCCGCCCAUCAUGCGGAACAGGGUGGCCACGCGGAGCAGCAGCUUCGACGAGGGCGUAGUGGUCGACGGGCCCGGCGGCGGGGGUGCCCCCGUGGGCGUCAUCCCGGGGGCCGGACCACCUCCCCAGGCGUCGCCGGGGGCGGCGGGCAAGGCAGAUGUCGGGGGCGGCAUGCGCAAGUGGCUGGGCCUCGGGCGCGUCAGCAGCCUGCGGAAUCGCGCGACCUAGUGGACGGCGCGCCGUGGGAGGGUCCGUCGACCCGACCGGCCGAGGACGACUUUGGUGUAGACCCGGGGAUUCCCGAACAACCGUGAGGCGCGUCCCACCUCCGAACUUACAGACGAAUGCUGCGGCCCCUUGCCGCUGGACUUACGGUUGGGCCUGAGCUCAUUUUACUUCGGUGUAUUUCUUUCAUCCUGUUGUCUUAUUGGGGAGGUAUUGGGC